Messenger RNA from Aaosphaeria arxii CBS 175.79, 900 nucleotides. RefSeq names its product acid phosphatase precursor. The transcript has 3 exons. The record is from RefSeq and is a predicted model, not a curated record. Gene Ontology annotation, molecular function: nucleotidase activity. Bases 1 to 900 code for a protein of 299 amino acids. Lineage: Eukaryota; Fungi; Ascomycota; Dothideomycetes; Pleosporales.
AUGCACUUCUCAUUAUUAUGCGUAAUUCCUCUCGUCCACGCUGCCCGGAUAAUCCAAUCCAACGAUGAUGGUUGGGCGGAAGCAAAUGUUCGAACUUUCUUCAACACUCUGACUUUCGCUGGGCAUGAUGUAGUUCUGUCAGCUCCUGCAAAGCAAAAUUCAGGACGCGGCUCUCUCGAUGCUCCACCCAAGCAAGUAGAUGGUAAUGGGUGCAUUCACCAGAGCUGCCCGCCAAACAGUCCUCCCAUCGGCACCAAUCAGAGUGAAACCCGGCUUAAUUAUGUCAACAGUUUCCCAGUAACCAGCAUCAAAACGGGCAUCGAUGAGAUCGGACCCAAACUGUGGAACGCUCGGGCCGAACUUGCUGUGACCGGGCCCAAUGUAGGGGACAACGCUGGAAUCAAAGUCCCAUUCUCAGGUACUGUUGGUGCCGCCGUCUAUGCUGCUCAGAACGGCAUCCCAGCCAUAGCCUUCUCAGGUGUUACCGGUUAUCCUACAGCUUGGAACAAGCCCACGCCUCUUCACUCCAAAAUCUACGCCGAGUUGGCCCUCAAAGUUACCAGCACUAUCCUCGAGUCCGGUCCGCCCUACCUGCCCCCAGAAACCUGGCUCAACGUCAAUUUUGGAAAAGUAUCAGAGGCAAAAUGUAACAGUGCAGACAAGUUUACGUAUGUUCUUACGAGAAUUCAUUGGGGUUUCCUCAGCGACUAUGACGUGGAAUGGUGCGGAACCAGACGCCUUCCACUUGAGUCUGAUAUACGCGAUAACAAUGAUUGCUACGUUACCAUCAGCAUCGGAGAUGCAACUGACAAGACAACGAUUGAUGCUGCUCGACAAGCGCAGGUCCUGCCUAAGCUUCAGAAUAUUCUCUCUUGUAUUCAGCAUAGACCUGGUUCAUGA